UGCUCUUGUGCCCCCCAUGUGACCACGGUGCGAAUUUGUUCUGGCCUGUUUAACCCUGUUUCAUUAAAAAUCCGUGGCUCGCUUGGCAUUCAGAAGCGUUUGGUCACACUGGAUCCAAUGUUUUCCUCCACCCAGUUCUUGGACUCGGAGAUGGGCGUGGCUAAACGUCUGUCCAUUCGGAAUGGAACAGGGCGGGGGCUUUGCGCAUGCGCGCUGCGCUCUUUCUGUCCUUCUUGGCGCAUCAGCGGAGAAAAGGAGAGCAGAUAGACAUUCUUCUUUCUUUCCCUGUGAUUUCUCUCUUUCUCUUUUUGCGCUUCGGCUCGAUCGUCUCCGACUUCCGUCGCACAGCACGGCCUGAUUUCCUCUCCUUGAAAAGCGUUGGAGAAUUUUUUUUAAAUUUUUGACAUCUAUUUCAGCCAUAACGGUUCAUCCAAAAGAGGGUGAAGAUGUCCGGAUAUCAGGGCAAGAAGAACAUCCCUCGCAUCACUAGUGAGCGCUUGCUCAUUAAAGGAGCGAAGAUUGUGAACGAUGACCAGUCCUUCUCCGCAGACAUCUACAUGGAGGAUGGACUCAUCAAGCAGAUUGGGGAGAACCUGAUUGUCCCAGGUGGGGUGAAGACGAUCGAUGCCCACGGCCGCAUGGUGAUGCCGGGUGGCAUCGAUGUCCACACUCGCUUCCAGAUGCCUGACCGAGGCAUGACGGCAGCCGACGACUUUUAUCAGGGCACCCGCGCGGCAGUGUCAGGAGGAACCACCAUGAUCAUUGACCACGUGGUUCCCGAGCCCGGUACCGGUCUGAUAGCGGCGUUUAAUCAGUGGCGUCAGUGGGCCGACAGCAAGUCGUGCUGCGAUUACUCGCUCCACGUCGACAUCACCGAGUGGCACAAAGGCAUCCAGGAGGAAAUGGAGACGCUCGUCAAGGACCAUGGUAUUAACUCUUUCCUGGUCUACCUGGCUUACAAGGACAUCUUCCAGCUGACCGACUCUCAGAUCUACGAGGUGUUCAGCGUGAUCCGGGACCUCGGCGCCAUCGCACAGGUCCACGCUGAGAACGGAGACAUCAUCGCGGAGGAGCAGCGUAGAAUCCUGGAGUUGGGAAUCACCGGACCGGAGGGACACGUUCUGAGCCGUCCAGAGGAGGUGGAGGCCGAGGCGGUGAACCGCUCCAUCACGGUGGCCAAUCAGACCAAUUGUCCUCUUUACAUCACCAAGGUGAUGAGCAAGAGCGCAGCUGAUGUCAUCGCCCAGGCCAGGAAGAAAGGCACCGUGGUAUACGGGGAGCCAAUCACGGCCAGUCUUGGUACAGACGGCUCGCACUAUUGGAGCAAAAACUGGGCCAAAGCUGCAGCAUAUGUGACCUCGCCACCCCUGAGUCCGGAUCCCACUACACCCGACUAUCUCAACUCCCUGCUGUCAUGUGGCGACCUCCAGGUGACAGGAAGUGCCCACUGCACCUUCAACACCGCGCAGAGAGCCGUUGGGAAAGACGACUUCACCCUCAUCCCUGAGGGGACCAACGGCACAGAGGAGAGGAUGUCCAUCAUCUGGGACAAAUGUGUGGUGUCUGGGAAGAUGGAUGAGAACCAGUUUGUGGCCGUGACCAGCACAAACGCAGCUAAGAUCUUCAACCUGUACCCCCGUAAGGGCCGCAUCGCCGUGGGAUCAGACGCUGACCUGGUGCUCUGGGACCCCGACAUCACCAAGAUCAUCUCGGCCAAGAGCCACAAUCUGGCGGUGGAGUACAACAUCUUCGAGGGCAUGGAGGUGCGUGGAGCUCCGCUGGUGGUCAUUAGCCAGGGAAAGAUUGUUCUAGAGGACGGAACCCUGCACACCACUGAGGGCUCAGGACGCUACGUGACCCGAAAACCAUUCCCUGACUACGUCUACAAGAGGAUAAAAGCCCGCAGCAGGCUUGCUGAGUUGAGGGGCGUUCCUCGUGGCCUGUACGACGGCCCGGUGUGUGAAGUUACCGUGACUCCCAAGGCUGUUACCCCUGCUUCUUCAGCCAAAACAUCUCCAGCCAAACAGCAAGGUCAGCCUGUCAGGAACCUGCACCAGUCUGGCUUCAGCCUCUCUGGUGCUCAGAUUGACGAUAACGUUCCACGUCGCAGCACUCAGCGCAUCGUGGCACCCCCUGGUGGCAGGGCUAACAUCACCAGCCUGGGUUAGAGCUCUCAGCUCCCUGCAGGAGAUCAGGGGGUUGGGGGGUGUUUACAAGUGGAGGUGUUUCCGAUACCAACGCUAGGUCCAGAGUCGAGACUCUCCACUCCUGAAACCCACUAACCCUCCUUUAAUCUCAUAGUCCCCUACUUUUACCCCGUUUUCCCUCCUUGCCCCAAAUCCCUAAACCCUCUCCUUUAGGAGAAAUUUAACGAAAAAAAAAAAGAAGUAUUUGCCUCAUGUGAAGAUAAAAGUAAAAUAAUUAACACUCCAUAUUUGAGCACCUUGAUUGUAUGAUUUAGCAUUUUUUAUACUGUAUUUUUUACCUAUCGUGUGCCAUUUUAUAGAUCUUUUUUUUUUCUUUCCUUUAUUUAACACCUUUUUUUAAUUGGAGGGGUCCAGAUAAUAGGCUAAGCGGUUAUUGUUUACCAUUAAAACUUUAUUUAACAAGGUGAGUGGCAUAUAGAGUCCUAGCUUUGAGCACGUUCCAGUGGCAUAACGUUGUUUUUCCGUCAUUGUAGGGUUUUAAUAUCAUUUAGGAUUGUUAAUAUUCAUUGCGUAAUCGGCGACACGUUAAAACUAAAGGCCGUUCAUUUUUGUCGCACGCGAGCGCUAACUCGUAAACGUCGGCUUUUAGGCCAGAAAUUGAUCCAACUUAAAGUGCACCUAUUGUGGUUUUGAAACGUGCCUAAUUUUGUUUUAAAGCUCUCAUACGAUCGAUUUACGUACAUCCGAGGUCAAAAAAACUGCAGCGUUACCGUUUUUCCCCCCAGUGUCACAAACGACUCGUUAAAUGAUUCGUUCUAAAGGAUUCGUUCUAAAGUUCUCCUUUCAGAGAGCAUACUCUGCUCUGAUUGGUCAGACGUCCCUGUCUGUCGUGAUUGGUCUACCGCUGUCAGCGAGCAGACGAUGAAGAUCAGAGGCGGGGGUUUUUUUGUUACGAACCUACGUAGGUUAGUACAGGAAGUAAAGUCUGGAAUCACUAACGAGUCGUUUCGGCCGUUCAGAAUCGGUUCCUUCUUUCGGGAGUCGAUAACUCCGUUUGUCGUGCGCUUUGAUUUUUGAAACUUUACAGACUUUUUACAUUCGCAAACAGCUACGUAUAGAACACGCUACAUGAAAGGGAAUAUCUGAAAAAACCAUCGUAGGUGCACUUUAAGUGUAUUCGUUUGGCGUAAAUGAAAAACAUCAGGACACAAUUCAAGCGAUUUGGCCACCCGAUCUGAAGAAAUCAAAUCCAUACGAGGAAGCAGCUUUAAUGCUUCGAAGUUAGUUUUGUGAUUGGUAGUUGAGGAAUUGUGCACUGUUUAGUCAUUUUAAAAGGUGAGCUGUGUGGAAAUCGGCACCCCGUGUGAGGACUUUUCUGGCUCGUUUUAAUUCACCGAGAUGCAGAUGGGAAAUUGCAGAGACGAACGUCCUUUUUUUUUUUUUUUUUUUUAAAUAAAGUUUGCAUUGUUAUGGUUGUUUUAUAUUCAUGUAAAAUGUGGGAUCGUAACUUCUGCCAUUCCUGUAAAUCGGGAUUUCGGAGCCAGAUCCGUCAUCUUGGCUUAUUAUUAUUAUUAUAAUUGUGCUUCUCUUCAUUUUUUUUGUGUUUUUUACUUAUUUUAAAUUCCUCCAUUACAUUCUGUGUUAAUGAAUGUGAUAAUAUGGAUAACGUUUUUGGAUUUUUUUUUGUUUUUUUUUUACGUCCACGGAAAUGCAAACGUAACAUCUUAUGAUUUUAGACUAACCUAACACUUAUCUUUAUGCCUGUGCCUAAAGUAACAGAAGCGUACUGAUCGUUUUAAGGCUUUUAUUAUUAUUAUUAUUUUUUUUUUUGGAAAUAUUUUUUAUUUUUAUUCGAUUAAACUUGCUGAUGAAAAAAAAAAAAGAAAAAAAGAAAAAAAAAAGAAGGCUAUAGACGUAGAAUAGCCGAAGUAAACCGAUGCAAAGGUGCCAGAUUUUUCUUCUCAACCCCUUUUCCGCAAGGGUCUUGUUCGAGAUUCUGUGUCGCAGUGCCAUUACAGGGGUGUAAAUGUCAAUGUUAGUGAUGUAGUGCAAUGGAUGAUCAUUUACAAUAAGGGACUUUCACCACACUGAAAUACACAUCGACUGACCGCGUUUUCAACAUUAAAAAAAAAAAAGAUAAAAAAGAAGGGUUGAGCCAUUUUUUUUAGCAUGGAAUCCGUCCGUACGGACCAUAACAUAGCUGUAGUGUUGUGAAAAAGUGUCACGCUGGAUCUUUGUGUAACUCUCUCACGGGAUCCUCAGGAUCACCCGUGUUUUUAAAUUUUUGUGUGUUUUUUUUUUUUGCUUUUUUUUUUUUUUUUUUACCCGUCUUUUCUCUUUUUUUCCCCUCAAAACAUCUGCUCUGUUUUUCUCUCAUCUGCAGAAAUCUUGGCUCCUCUGUCACUCACCUUUUCCUCCCCAUGACUACAUAAACACACACACACACACACACACGCAUAGAGAUUUGUCUGCUUUAUUACGCCGCCUUCCCACGAGUGCGAGUCGUAAGCUCUUGGCUUCCAGUUCCUCAAGCUGUUUUAACUCUAUAAGGAAUUUGGAAUAAGAUUGCGAGAGACGUAGCGCUGACGGUCCCGAGCGAAGGGGGUAAGCGAGGGGAUUUCCGAAUGGAAGUUAGAGAAGGAUCAGAGGAGCGUAUUAGCAGCGUUCUUUACCUCUCACGGAAUUCGGUGCUGAACGUGGGGGGGGGAGAAAAGGAAAAAAAAAAGCGUACGGUCCAAACGACAUUUCUUCAGCAUGAGGCCCCUCUUUUCUUUGUUGAUGAAAUGGCUUCGGAGGCUUUACUGGGAUCUCGCCAACAUUUUAUUUUUAUUUUGAAUCGCAGUUCCUUUAUCAUUCCUCAUAUUUCAUUUACCGAACCAUGUCUGUUUUCCUCUGUGACUUCCCUCCUUCCUGCAUUCAUGUGUUUUCCGGCGUUACUAUGACUACGGCUCAGUGUUUGUCAUGGCAACACACUCUGAUACGUCGGAAGUUGCCCGUAGCAACCCUUCCAGACACGGUGCUAUAAAAACAACAUUGACUCAUUUGGACCGUCGUCUUUUCUUUCUUUUUCUCUCUUUCUUUUUUUUUUUUUUUUUUUUUGGAAAGUUGUUCCACGACUGUAAGAUAAAACACAUGUUUUUGUUUCUGUCUCGACUGGGAACGGUUCAACAUGUCGUCACGCGUCGCGCUUUCCCGUCUUCGGUGACAUGAUGUUCUCCUCUUGUCUGGGGGUUGCAUGUUCUCGAAGGUUCUGUGUGUGGUGCAGAACUGGAUAGAGCUACACAACACCAUACCUUCCGCCCCACCCCCUCCCC
Messenger RNA from Ictalurus furcatus (blue catfish), 5461 nucleotides. RefSeq names its product dihydropyrimidinase like 2b (gene dpysl2b). The record is from RefSeq and is a predicted model, not a curated record. The coding region runs from base 447 to 2168 and encodes 573 amino acids. Gene Ontology annotation, cellular component: cytoplasm; cytosol. Gene Ontology annotation, molecular function: hydrolase activity, acting on carbon-nitrogen (but not peptide) bonds, in cyclic amides. Lineage: Eukaryota; Metazoa; Chordata; Actinopteri; Siluriformes; Ictaluridae. The transcript has 14 exons.